This is a messenger RNA of Pipistrellus kuhlii (Kuhl's pipistrelle), 1653 nucleotides long. RefSeq names its product histone acetyltransferase 1 (gene HAT1). The transcript is spliced from 11 exons. Gene Ontology annotation, cellular component: nucleus. Gene Ontology annotation, biological process: subtelomeric heterochromatin formation. The record is from RefSeq and is a predicted model, not a curated record. Gene Ontology annotation, molecular function: histone binding; histone H4 acetyltransferase activity. The coding region runs from base 130 to 1386 and encodes 418 amino acids. Lineage: Eukaryota; Metazoa; Chordata; Mammalia; Chiroptera; Vespertilionidae.
GCGCCCAGCCUCCUCCUCCCAUUGGCUGGCGGGAGGGGAAAAGGAGUCAUCCCAUGAGCUCACUUCCGGCCAGGGAGCGCGCGGGUUGAUUCGUCCUUCCUCGGCCGCGGGUGCUCCCCGAGCUCGGAAAUGGCGGGAUUUGGUGCUAUGGAGAAAUUUUUGGUUGAGUACAAAAGUGCAGAGGAGAAGAAACUGGCAGAGUAUAAAUGUAACACCAACACAGCAAUUGAACUAAAAUUAGUUCGCUUCCCCGAAGAUCUUGAGAAUGAUAUUAGAACUUUCUUUCCUGAAUAUACCCAUCAACUCUUUGGGGAUGACGAAACUGCUUUUGGUUACAAGGGUCUGAAGAUCUUGUUAUACUAUAUUGCGGGUAGCCUGUCAACAAUGUUCCGUGUUGAAUAUGCAUCAAAAGUCAAUGAGAACUUUGACUGUGUAGAGGCAGAUGAUGUCGAGGGCAAAAUUAGACAAAUCAUUCCACCUGGAUUUUGCACAAACACAAAUGAUUUUCUUUCUUUACUGGAAAAAGAAGUUGAUUUCAAGCCAUUUGGAACCUUACUCCAUACAUACUCUGUUCUAAGUCCAACAAGGGAGAACUUUACCUUUCAGAUAUACAAGGCUGACAUGACGUGUAGAGGCUUUCGAGAAUAUCAUGAAAGGCUUCAGACCUUUUUGAUGUGGUUUAUUGAGACUGCUAGCUUUAUUGACGUGGAUGAUGAAAGAUGGCACUACUUUCUAGUAUUUGAGAAGUAUAAUAAGGAUGGAGCUACGCUCUUUGCGACCGUAGGCUACAUGACAGUCUAUAAUUACUAUGUGUACCCAGACAAAACCCGGCCACGUGUAAGUCAGAUGCUGAUAUUGACUCCAUUUCAAGGUCAAGGCCAUGGUGCUCGACUUCUUGAAACAGUUCAUAGGUAUUACAUUGCAUCUCCUUCUGUUCUUGAUAUUACAGCGGAAGAUCCAUCUGAAAGCUAUGUGAACUUAAGAGACUUUGUGCUUGUGAAGCUUUGUCAAGAUUUGCCCUGUUUUUCUCGGGAAAAGUUAAUGCAAGGAUUCAAUGAAGAUAUGGCAAUAGAGGCACAACAAAAGUUCAAAGUAAAUAAGAAACAUGCUAGACGGGUUUAUGAAAUUCUUCGCCUACUGGUAACUGACAUGAGUGAUGCUGAACAAUACAGAAGUUACAGAUUGGAUAUUAAAAGAAGACUAAUUAGCCCAUAUAAGAAAAAGCAGAGAGAUCUUGCUAAAAUGAGAAAAUGUCUUAGACCAGAAGAACUGACAAACCAGAUGAACCAAAUAGAAAUAAGCAUGCAACACGAACAACUGGAAGAAAGCUUUCAGGAUCUUGUGGACGAUUAUCGACGUGUUAUUGAACGCCUUGCUCAAGAGUAAAGAUUAUACUGCUCUGUACAGGAAGUUUGCAAAUUUCUGUACAUUGUGUAGUGAAAAAUAUAACUAAUUUUAAAAUCUUGUAACAUUUUACUUACAUUAAAAGUUAUCUAUCUUUAGUUGAAUAUUUUCUUUUGGAGAGAUUGUAUAUUUUAAAAUACUGUUUAGAGUCUAUGAGCAUUUAUUACAUUUUAAAGAUACAACUUCUGAAAUGUCAGUGCAAAAUUGCUUGCCUUCUUAAGCAGUAUAAUAAAUGCUUAGUUGUGUUAC